AUGUUAGAGAAUGUCUGGGCAGUAAUUGUAAGAUUCAAGUAUCUUUCCACCUUCAUCCUUAUAACGGUUUUCUCACAUUAUUGGAGUUGGGUUUAUUUGUGUGGUUCCCUAGGUACACUAGGUAUACUUUUAUACUUUGCCGUGUCCUCUGUGUUUCCUAGCAUAAUACCUCCAACGCCAAAAAGGCUGAAAUGGUAUAGGCAAAAAGUGACUAAAAAAUCUUCCCUACAAAAUGGAUCCAUAAAAUCGCCAAUAAUUAAUGAUGAUAUUAAUGUACUAAUAGAUUUGAUUAUCAGAGAUUUCGUUUCAUCGUGGUUUGGAAGAAUUGAUGCUACUGAUACCACUGAAUUUCCAAAUACUGUCCGUUUGUUGCUAUCGAAUGCUGUUGAGAAGUUCCACUGCUAUCUGAUGAAUACCGACCUUCUAAACUUAUUGGUAAUAGAUCUGAUUCCCCUGUUUACCAAAUAUCUUAAUAAUCAUGCAAUUGCUAGAGAUAGUGUCUUAGACAAAGGUUUCGCACAAACUAAGGCUUACAACAAUCUUGAUCUACAGAUAGCCGUUGAGUUCAACAAACAUUAUAAAAUACACAAAUCAAUAUCUUUUAGAGCUCAUGAUCUCAAUAAAGACGUCGAAUCACAUCUUCGGGAAUCAAUUCAAGACUUACUUCCUUAUUUAGUUGAAAAGGAGGAAUUGGAAUCACCGUUGGUUUCCAUUUUGCUAAGAGAAAUUAUUGCCAUAUCAAUAUUGAACCCUUUGAUUCAAAAGUUCUCUGACCCUGAUCGAUGGAACUUGAUGUUAAUCUCAUUGGGGGAGAAAAAGUUGGAGGAAAGAACACAAAUGAAAGAUAUUAGAAGAAUUCUUAGAAAAGAAUUAGAAGAUCAAAAUAAAGUUAACACACAGCCGGUACUUUUGAAAAAUAAUGUCCAAUAUCCUCAUGUUGAGUUGGAAUUGAAUUCAACAGGGAAGCAAUUUGAGCUUUACCUAAGGCAGAUAAGUUCGCUUUCAUUGAUUACGGAUUUAAAUGUUCAGAAAUUUGUUUUAAUGACAAAGUUAUUGGAAGUAAGGAAAUACCCGGUACUUUCUAAAGAAACCACGACCUUCAAGAAGAGGCUUUUACUUUCACUCAAUUUGAUUCAAACAAAACUUACUUAUGAAGAUCCUCGGAGGAAUGGGCGAGGUGUGAAAAAUGAUGGUAGUCAUCUCAAAGAUGAUAAACAGCUCUUAGACGAUUUCGAGUAUUUUUUGGAUUCUAUUUCGCUAGACGAUAUUCUGGCGGACAGAAUAUGCUCAUCAUACUUUGAGGGAUAUCUGAACUCAUUUCCAGACAAAAGAGGUGUUACAUUUUACAGAUAUUGGAAAGAAAUAGAAUCGUUGAAAAGUCCACUAGAUGAUCUCUCCAUGGAAGAUUCAUUGGUUUCGUUUUCUCAAAAAGAGUUGAUGCAUUUACGAGAAAUUGCUACUCUAUUCCUUGAAGGCGAGGAACUUACUGCAAUGGAGACCUUAGAUGAUGGUCUUACCAGUAACAUAAUUUUAUUCAUGAAAACUCCCAAGGACGAAGACAUUCAACCAUUUAUUUUAGUUCGAAAAAGUAUGUUUUUACUACAAAAUGAAGCUAAGAAGGAAUUGAGUAAUCAUUUUUUCCCUCACUUUAAAGGAGAUAGAUCAUUUUUGAAGAUGAUUUCCUCGGCUGACUUUACGAAGAAUGAUAUUUAUCUCAAAUACUUUAAUUCAAAUAGUUUAGAAAAUGAAAUAGUAUCUUCUAUGGAUAGGAUACCAAACCCUGUGCGAAUUUUAACGAAUCCAUGUAUAAACGAAGCACUAGAAAGUAUUGUAAACACUCACAAAACAAGCGAUAAUAGGGAAUCAACUAUUUUGAAUUCAAAUAAAAGUGGAACCCCUUUUGAACCGCCUAAACCAAAACUGUUUCAAGAAGGGGGUGUGACUGAUUAUGAAGACCUCGAUACUGUCAUUGAGCAUGACGAUACAAGUAUAGUUUCGAAUUCAAAUGUAUCAAUGUCAUCUAAUGACACCAAUAUUUCACAAGAACAAUAUUUCGACAGGAGUUUCAAACUUGUCAAUACAAAAGAAGAAAUUGCAAAACUAACAAUAUCAAUUGACCAAAUUUUUCAAGAGUUGGAACUGCUGAAACAUCUAACUUUGAAGGCAGAAUUGACGAAUAAUCAGAGCCAGUUAAUGCUACUAAAAAAAUCAGAAAGAUCGUUGACACGAGAUUUAAAAGGUAGAGAACUCCUAAAGCAACAAUACUUGGUCCAAGAAAACGUAAAUAGCUUAUUUGGUAAAACACAAAUCUGCAUUCCAUCAUACUUUAUUGAUAAUCAUACUCUCAACUUGAGAGAAAUCGCAUACUACAUUAUUAAUGUUAGACAUAAGUACAAUGAUCAGGUAACGACAUGGGAAAUACCUAGAAGAUACAAUGAAUUCUUUAUGUUACACUGUUACCUAAAGAAGAACUACAAAUCUCUAAUGAAGAAUCUGGAUGAGGAAAAUGACAUAUUUCCUGCAAAAGUGAACAUGUCUUUAAAAUAUCAUAUUUCUAGCACAUUUUUAUAUGAAGAAAGGAAAAAGAUGCUGGAAUCUUAUUUAAAGUUAUUACUGGAUAUUUCAGAAAUUUGUAGAGAUGACAUCUUUAGAAUGUUUCUGACUUCAUCAGCCCCGUUUGCCGUAAGAAUGAACUCCGAAAAUGUAACCCUUAUGCACGGACACCAAUCUUCCUCGUCUUCGUCAUCAAUUAAUAGUGUUAACUCUCGGCUGGGAAGUAAAAGUCGAGAAAAAAGAAAGAGUUACUUGGACGAGACUGAGACGAGAGAGGCUGAUAAUGUCACUGAAGCAAAUUAUGCCAUAUCUGAUGACAAUGGUCAGUUACAUUCAACAAAAGGCGCCACUUUUAUGUCUGGAAGGAAAUCAAUAAUUAAACCAGUUUGUGAUUUAUUUAUGUCAAUUUUCCGUCUCGAUCGAAGUAAUAGCAAUUGGUUACGAGGCAGAGCCAUUCUUACAGUGUUGCAGCAAUUGCUUGGCGAUACAAUUGAAAAACACAUCAAGAAAACACUAGCCAAAUUACAGUCAGAAAAUCAAGUGCAUGAUAUUCUGAUAUCAUUGAAGGAUAGUCUAUGGGGACCAAAUGGUUCAUUUGAAAGAAAAAGGAAACAUGGAUUGGAGCCCCCCAGGACUGAAGGAGAGAAAGCGAGGACGUCCGCAGAUUCGCAGAUCAUAAUACAGCAGUUAUUUACCGAGUUGUGCGGGAAAGUUGUAGGUUUACGAACUUCUCAAGAGGCCGCUGUUAGGCUCCAUGGAUUGCUCCAGAACAAAUACUUGACCUCUAGCUUGUUACUCGAACUUUUUGAUGUCAUUUUGACAGAAAUUUUUUUUGAUAGUCCAGCAGAGAUUGUACCAAGCAAGUUAUAA
Messenger RNA from Naumovozyma castellii, 3423 nucleotides. RefSeq names its product Mdm1p (gene MDM1). The record is from RefSeq and is a predicted model, not a curated record. Lineage: Eukaryota; Fungi; Ascomycota; Saccharomycetes; Saccharomycetales; Saccharomycetaceae. The transcript has a single exon. The coding region runs from base 1 to 3423 and encodes 1140 amino acids.